Molecule: messenger RNA, 819 nt
Organism: Ramularia collo-cygni
Lineage: Eukaryota; Fungi; Ascomycota; Dothideomycetes; Mycosphaerellales; Mycosphaerellaceae
Exons: 2
Coding region: 1-819 (272 amino acids)
Molecular function (GO): acyltransferase activity, transferring groups other than amino-acyl groups
Source: RefSeq, a predicted model, not a curated record
AUGUCUCCUCUCAUCCUUGAUGGAGCCCGUGACAGUCUCUCGCCGGUGCCUCGAAAGCGCUCACACCAUUUUGCAGUCUCUCAAGCUCAACCCGAAGACAUUCCAAGACUGGWCGACAUUGAGUUUUUUGCUUUCGAGAAUGAGAAGACAAAUCACGUACUUUCCUAUCGGGACUACAAUCAGCCUGCUCAUUUCGAGAGGGCCAUCCAAUCGUACCGAAGCAUCAUAAGCAAGGUGCCACAAUCCAAAAGACGGGCCAAGACGGCAACCUCACGGAAGCCCAUUCGACGAGUGCCUUCCAGCGAAUACUGUUUCCGGAAAGUAAUCGACACCGACACCAACCUGAUCGUUUCGUGGGCCAAGACGGAAAUCAAAGCUUACAGCGAGGAGGAGCUUGCCAGCCCGGCAGAUAGCGGGCACGAGGGAGAGGCUGUCAUGAAUCGCGACUGGUUCGCGUUGAACGAAAAGCUUCGACGCGAUUACAUGGGCACUGCACGGCAUUGCUACGUUGGCAUGGUCGCUACUCAGCCAUCUUACCAGCACCGCGGAGCCGGUACAAUGCUCCUGGAACAGAUCCUCGCCGAUGCCGACAAUGCUGGAUUGGAAUGCUACCUCGAAGCCACGGACACCGCCAAGCCUCUAUACGAGCGACAUGGAUUUGUGACAGUGAACGAAUUGCGGUUUGAUCCAGCUCCAUAUGGAGUGUACGGUUUCAAGAUCGAGAGACAGACCAUCAUGGUACGAGGAGCGUUGAAUGCCCAGGGAGUGAGGAGCGAGGUGAGGUCAUGGCCAGCAGAGGUCGCUUCAGUGCCACUUUAA